Morone saxatilis (striped sea-bass) is the source of this 2292-nucleotide messenger RNA. Its product is annotated as solute carrier family 28 member 3-like. Gene Ontology annotation, cellular component: membrane. Lineage: Eukaryota; Metazoa; Chordata; Actinopteri; Moronidae. The record is from RefSeq and is a predicted model, not a curated record. Gene Ontology annotation, molecular function: pyrimidine- and adenosine-specific:sodium symporter activity. Gene Ontology annotation, biological process: pyrimidine nucleoside transport; purine nucleoside transmembrane transport.
AAAAAACUUCCAGCGAGUUUCGCCAGUGUUUGAACAUAUCUGAAGAGAAUGGAGCUGAAAGGAAUAGAGAACAAAAGUCAAAAAAGGGGUGAAGACAACAAAGCCUUUGAGUUAGAGGAGCAGGAUCCGAUGCACAUUGAAGAUGUAGACGAUGAACACAUAAAGACAGAACAACAGAAGAAAAGCUUGCUAGAGAAGAAAAUAGAGGCAUUCCAGGGCUACUUGGCAAAGCACAGAGACCAAAUCCGACUGAUUAUACACCUGGUUUUAGCUGCAGGCUCCGUUGCCAUAGUGAUAGCGGCAUGUGUCCUGAACUUCCACCGGGCUGUCGUGCUGCUGGUCAUCUCCUUGGUAACCGUAUUCUUCCUGGUCUGGGAUUGGAUGGUGAGACGCUAUGGCGACCGGGUGUGGGAGGAGCUCCAUCCUAUCAGAGACCUUCUCAGCAAAAACUGGUUUAGGAUGAGAUGGAUAAUAUACGCAUUACUGCUGUUGGCCAUGGUGUGUUGGUUAGCACUGGACACAGCCCAGCGAGGGACCAGACAGCUUGUGUCUUUCUUUGGUUUGCUGCUCUUAAUCUUCUUAAUGCUGCUCUUCUCCAAACACCCAUUUAGGUGGUCUUGGCAAACUUUGCUAUGGGGGGUCGGGCUACAGUUCAUCUUUGGUCUGCUGAUCCUCAGGACCACUUUUGGUUUAAGUGCACUGCAGUGGCUUGGAAAACAAGCAGAGAAAUUCAUGUCAUUCACAGAUGUUGGGUCUAGGUUUGUGUUUGGUGCCAGUUACACAGACCACUUCUUUAUCUUCAAGGUGAUGCCUAUAGUGGUUUUUUUAAGCUCUGUCAUCUCAAUCCUCUACUACAUUGGCUUCAUGUCCUGGCUCAUUUGCAAGAUUGGAUUCAUAAUGCAGGUUUCCAUGAGAACAUCUCCAACAGAAUCGAUGGCUGCAGCUGGUAAUAUAUUCUUGGGACAGACAGAAUCACCUCUCUUGAUUCGUCCAUACCUUAGUGGGCUAACUCGCUCUGAGAUCCAUGCUGUGAUGACAGGAGGUUUUGCCAGCAUCUCUGGGACCAUUUUAGGAGCCUUUAUUGCCUUUGGGGUUGAGGCAACACACUUGUUGACGGCAUCAGUAAUGUCUGCUCCAGCCUCCCUGGCCAUUGCCAAGACUUUCUGGCCUGAAACGGAGACCUCCAGUGUAACAGCCAGUCAUGACCUCAAAAUGGACAGAGGAAAGAGUACGAACGUGUUGGAAGCAGCAUCCCAAGGUGCAUCUUGCGCCAUUGGUUUAGUGGCCAACAUUGUUGUCAACCUCAUCGCUUUCCUGGCACUGUUGGCCUUUCUUGAUUCUGCUGUCUCUUGGCUGGGUGGGAUGCUGGACUGUCCGCAGCUCAACUUCACGCUUAUCUGCUCUUACAUGUUCAUGCCUCUCUCCUUCAUGAUGGGUGUUUCCUGGGAGGACAGUUUCAUUGUUGCUGAGCUGAUUGCCAUAAAGACAUUUCUCAAUGAGUUUGUGGCCUAUCAGAUGUUGUCGGAGUUAAUUAAGAAGCGGAAAGCAGGAGGGCCAGAAUAUGUGGAUAUAAAACAGUAUAUUUCUGUCCACUCUGAAACUAUUGCAACCUACGCUUUGUGUGGAUUUUCCAACAUUGCUUCCCUGGGGAUGUCGGUUGGAGCGUUAUCAGCCAUGGCUCCAGAUAGACAGACUGACAUCUCCAGUUGUGGCCCCAGAGCUUUGAUUGCAGGCAGCGUCUCCUGUUUCAUGACAGCUUGUAUCGCAGGUAUGUUGUACAUCCCUGAUCUUCAGUGCCCACAUUUCCUGAGCACCCAGUUCAGCAACACCAAUGUGACCAGCAGCUCAGAACUGGUCACCUGCUGCAUACAACUAUACAACAGCGUGACAGUGUAUGAGCCAUGGAACCUGACGAUGGGAGAAGGAUUCAGUCAGAGCAGUCUGCAGCACUGCUGCUCACUCACACCCCCUACACACUUCAACUGCAGCUUGUUGCUUUGAAUCACUGUGAACAUUUGUAAUGUGUACUGCUGUUAUGCGGCAUUUUCAAUAAGGCUGUGUGUGUGUGUGUGUGUGCGUGUGCACCAAUCAUUCUUUGCAUUAUUCAUUUUUUUAGUUGAAUGCUCUGAUAAGGUAGCAGAUUUACAAAAUUUUAAGUUUGUAGCUGCAUCUAUGGUGCAAGUUAACAUUUCCCUGACAGAAGUGAAACUUAAAGAGGGAUUUUCAAAUGUUUAAACAUUCAGAAUUUUACUUUUGAAUUUGUGAAGACAUUUGCUUCAGUUGAUGCCUAUA